This is a messenger RNA of Aphanomyces invadans, 1746 nucleotides long. RefSeq lists its product as hypothetical. The coding region runs from base 1 to 1746 and encodes 581 amino acids. Lineage: Eukaryota; Oomycota; Saprolegniomycetes; Saprolegniales; Verrucalvaceae. The transcript has a single exon. The record is from RefSeq and is a predicted model, not a curated record.
AUGCAAGCGGGCCGCAACAUGGAUCUCCAAGAGCGCGUGUCGUACAUCCAGUCGGCCACGAAAGACGGCGACCACAAGAGCUAUGACGAUGCCAAGACCCCAGGCGAGCUCGAGGACGGCGCGCUCGUGGCGGGCGGGGCCCUCGACCUCUUUUCCCGCGAAGCGUUUGGCUUGUUUUCGCAAUACGCAGCAAUCGGCGUCAUCUACGGCAUGAUUCCGUCGCUCAACUACCCCAUCUUCAACGUGUACCUGCAGCUCGAGGGGUACCAGACGGCGUCGUACGGGACUUUGGUGACGCUCGGGUGGUCGUUCAAAGUGUUUAUGGGGAUGUUCUCCGACUGCUUUCCGAUCUUUGGGUACCGUCGCAAGUCGUGGAUGUUGAUCGGGUGGUCGGCGACCAUGCUCUGUUUGUCCAUCAUGACGUUUUCGUCGCUGGGCGACCCGUAUUGCAACCGGGAGAAGGCGGCAUUGAUCCAGUCGAAGGCGUGCUCGAAGCCGUACUCGAACGCGACGGCGGCCGAGAAGGAGCUGUUCAACUUGCUCGCGUCGGACAGCGGGGGGCUGUUUAUCAUUUUGUCCAUGUUUGUGUCGCUGGGGUACGUGACGGCGGCGUGUGCGUCGGACGCGAUGGUGUGCCAGUAUGCACAGCGCGAGCCUCUGGCGAUCCGCGGCCGCGUCCAGACGGCCAUCUACGUCGUGCGCACGAUGGCGAGCAUCCUGGCGUUGAUCGUGACGGGGUUUGGCUUGAACGGCGCCAACUACAACGGAUCGUUUUCGUUCUCGAUGGCGCCGAACGUGCCGUACGGGAUCUGCUUGGCGCCGUGCGUGAUGGUGGUGCUGACGACCGUGUUUGUCGUGCAAGAGCAAAAGACGGCGGGCGUGCCGUUCCGCGAGUGGGUCGGCAGCUUUUGGGAGCUGCUCCAGAAGCGUGUGAUGUGGCAGAUCUGCGCGUUCCGGUUCAUCAACAACAUGUUCCAGAACAUCAGUUCGACGGCGGGCAGUCCCAUGUCGAGCAUCUGGGCCGGCGUCGAGCCGCUCAACGACUCGUUGUCGGGCAUCGUCGGCAACGCCAUCUUUUCCGGCAUCUUGGUCGUUGUCGCCAAGUGGGGUCUGCACUGGAACUGGCGGUGGACGAUUGCCCUCGGGUCGAUCGGGGUCAUGCUCAUUGACGGGUUUGUCAUUUUCCUCACGAUCUGGGACGUUGUGCGCAACCAGUGGUUCUUCACGGGCGUCGCGCUCGCCGACAACGUCCCUGCCGGCAUUCGCUUUGUCGUGUCGACGUUCUGCGCCGUCGAGAUCGCGGACGUCGGCAACGAAGGCGCGACCUACGGCCUCGUCACGACCGUCUCCAACUUGGCGUCGCCGUUUGCGUCCGUCGUCACCAAAUACAUCAACUCGUACUUGGCGCUGUCCCAAAACGACAUCAUGGCGGACACGGACGCCGUCCGAUGGGACGUCACGUACUCGUAUUUGAUCUCGUACGCGUGCAAGUUGUUUGCGUUGGCAUGGCUGUGGAUGCUCCCUCCCCAGCGCGAACCCAUGCAAGAGUUGAAGCGGAAGGGUGGCAAGAGCAAGUUGGCCGGCAUCGUCCUCAUCGUGGUCUUCCUGUCGUGCAUCUCGUUUUCCGUCACGUCCAGCAUCAUGGCCAUCUACCCGUCGACCAAGUGCUACCGCAUUGCGGGCGGCAACGGCAAGUUGGACCCCACGACAGGCAAAUGCCCCGUCGUCAAGAGCCGCAAGGGGUAG